AUGCUGACCUAUAUAUAUGUUCUCUUAUGGAUAUCUUUCACUUUUGCUGAAAAGGAAGUUUAUGUACGUAUUCACCAGAACUCGGAGUCAAGAAGAUGUCAGCUUCCAAAUGAAAUAGGUUUCACAUUGGACGAACAACAUCCCCGACCUCAUCAUCUUCUUCUAACCAGAAAUAAUGAUAUUAAUAUCAAUCUACCUGUUUAUUCUGUGAUUCAGGAAGAUGGUGUUCCACGAUAUAAAACCGAGUAUUAUAAACAUCAACAGUUAUUUCUUUUAGUCAAUUGUUCGUUUCUUUUUGCAGAAAAGGAAGUUUAUGUACGUAUUCACCAGAACUCGGAGUCAAGAAGAUGUCAGCUUCCAAAUGAAAUAGGUUUCACAUUGGACGAACAACAUCCCCGACCUCAUCAUCUUCUUCUAACCAGAAAUAAUGAUAUUAAUAUCAAUCUACCUGUUUAUUCUGUGAUUCAGGAAGAUGGUGUUCCACGAUAUAAAACCGAGUAUUAUAAACAUCAACAGGAUUCCGCCAUGUACCACGAUAUACAGAACGGUGCUUCAGUACUGAUCCGGUGUGUUAAUAGGAUCAAUGGAACAGACUGGUAUUGGCUGCUGGAUGGUCACGUGUACAUUGAUUCCACCAAUCAUAGACUAGAACCUGUUUUUGACAAUGGUGAUAUCAGACGUCACAGUGAAUCUUCAGAACAGCAUGUAUAUCGGUUAACACCAAUUGAAGAACACCAUUCUUGUCAUAUCAAACCAGACAAAACCAAGCCACUGUCACCCUUUUUACACUCCCCAAUAUCCAGACGUAAACGACAAACACCACCGCCUCUAAAAGUCGAUGUAGCUAUUUUUGUUGAUAAUCAAGCCUAUCGCACAUGGCUGACUAGACAAAACGACGAUGAUGCCAAAGCAGUAGAAGAUAUCCGAGUUUAUUUUACUCAUGUCAUAGCUGGGGUCAAUCUACGGUUCCAGAGCAUGAAACCAGAUUUAGAUAUAUCCAUCAUACCUUAUAGUAUUACCAUAUUUAAGACUGCUAUGCCGUGGACAGAUGAUAUAGCCUUGGUUAAAGACGGAACAAAACAAGUGGACGCUGAAAAAGUUCUAGAAGAAUUACAAAAAUGGUUACCAACCAAUUUUUCAGAUCCUUACGAUCAUGUUAUGGCAUUUACAGGGUAUGAUCUAUUCAGUUCUGGAAACGAACAGUACACGACUGGACUUGCCAACAUUGGUAAACUAUGUAAAACUGAUGGCUCCAGUACGUCGAUUGUUGAAGAUAGGGGAGGUUUCCAGAGUAUUGUAACAGCUUCUCAUGAAUUGGGGCAUGGAAUGGACGGUGUCCAUGAUGGAGAAAACAAUAACUGUGCAGCUGAAAGUCGAUAUAUCAUGUCACCACGAUCAGACUUUCAAGAAAAACCAACAAAUAUUCUAAAUCCCUGGAAAUUCUCAUCGUGUUCUGUCUCACAGUUUCAAACUUUCCUAACCAAAAUAUUAAACGACGGCUCUUUGUCCACAUGUUUACGAGAUUCGAUAGAGCCAAAAAAUAUCCCUGAUAUAUCUAGUAAAAUUGCUGGGCAGGUGUACGGUCCAGACGAACAAUGUCGCCACAUACAUGGUGCGGAUUCGUACGUAUGCAGGGGCAGCUCAUUCGGAAACGGAAGUGAAGUUUGUAGAAAGAUGUUUUGUUCUAAAGGAGCAAGCGGAAGCGGCACUGAUGACUGUAAUUGUGUGUAUGGGGAUCAGGAUAGUGUGAUAAAAGAUGGUAUAAGUUGUGCAGUUGUCAAAACAAACUUCAGUGGAUAUUGCUAUCCUGAACACCCAGGAAUCAGAGAAAGGUGUUGUGAGACUUGUGAACUUAUUAAAACUAACAACUUCGUUUGUGAAUAUGGAGACAAAGUAGAAAAUUGCAUAGUCGGAAAUUGUGGAAACAUAAACACUAAAGAUAAUAAAUUGUAUGAUAUUGAUUGCUGUGGGACGUGUGAAUAUACUGGUGAAGAAACGACGAACCCUGACAUAACUACGUCUCCGACUACAACUCCUGACGCGAUCACAUCACCAAGCUGUGCCGACGCGCCAUCUGUAAACAAUAAGACCUGUCCGGAAUUUAUUUCCGAGAAAGGAGAUAAACAGUGUUAUAAUCAGGAAACUGAAACUGCUUGCUGUCAAACCUGUACUUCAAAACGAAGAAAUAAUCCAAGCUGCCUGUACGGCGACCAGUCACCAGAUUGUGAUGUGGAUUUAUGCGGGGUUAGUGUACGAGGUGAGAUUCCAUAUGAUGAUAAAUGCUGUGAAACGUGUUCACAUACCACCGAAGCUGCGACACCUACCACAACGGAUGCACCUACGACUUCGGCAGCCCAAGAUCCUACUUCGUCUUCAGAAGCCAGUGCAACCUCAACAGCCCAAGAUCCCACUACUAGUUGUAAGGAUGGCAGUGGAUUAGGGGGCUUAUCCUGUCAAAAAUACCUUGAGCAAAAUGGAAAACGGAGAUGUUACGAUGAUUCUGUCAAGUCGGCUUGUUGUGAAACCUGCAGGACUUUAAUUGACACCAGUAUACCAGGUUGUCCAUAUGGUGAUAAAGACGAACUAUGUUCAGCCAGCAAUUUCAAUGGUUUAUCAAAAUGUAACGAAGACACAAUAAACAAAUGUUGUAAGAGCUGUAACGACCUUGUUAAACCGCAAGCACCUGCUGACUGUAUAGACGGCAGUGGUAUAGGAACAUUGAGUUGUCCUCAACACGUAGAUAAACACGGUAAACGCAGCUGUUAUGAGAGUGAUGUCAACAAGACCUGCUGCAAGACAUGUUACUCUCACAGCGACUUGAAAACGAUAGACUGCAUGUUUGGUGAUAGAACACCGGUCUGUAAAAAUAUCAAAGUAUCUGAAUACACUGCGUGUGGCGACUUCACCAAAACUCACUGUUGUUCGACUUGUCAGUUGAUUGAAGAGAUCCAACGGAAUCAAACUUCGGCAGUAUCUGGAGUUCAUCUCUCAAGUUUCAACCAAUGGACAGUGUCGUUUCUUAUCGUUUCAUUAUAUUAUCACGUGUAA
Messenger RNA from Lottia gigantea (owl limpet), 3048 nucleotides. RefSeq lists its product as hypothetical. The record is from RefSeq and is a predicted model, not a curated record. Gene Ontology annotation, molecular function: metalloendopeptidase activity. The coding region runs from base 1 to 3048 and encodes 1015 amino acids. The transcript is spliced from 18 exons. Gene Ontology annotation, biological process: proteolysis. Lineage: Eukaryota; Metazoa; Mollusca; Gastropoda; Lottiidae.